This is a messenger RNA of Homalodisca vitripennis (glassy-winged sharpshooter), 543 nucleotides long. RefSeq names its product mucin-2-like. The record is from RefSeq and is a predicted model, not a curated record. The transcript has 2 exons. Bases 1 to 543 code for a protein of 180 amino acids. Lineage: Eukaryota; Metazoa; Arthropoda; Insecta; Hemiptera; Cicadellidae.
AUGACACUCUUGUUUGCUGGAAUUGUGGGGGUGAGACCAUGCAGGGAGCUGGUGGUCCCUAUGGAUCUUUAUCCUACAGAUUUUCAGGCGGAGGUCGCAACUAUUAUGGAAUAUGCUUGUGAGAGUCUUCGUCUGCAUUAUAGGAAGUAUCUAAUAGGUAAACAACUAAAACUUUGGCAUACACUGAAAAGUACCAUACCACCAACCAACCAACCACCACCACCCAAUACCACCACCACCACCAUACCACCAACCAACCAACCACCACCACCCAAUACCACCACCACCACCACCAUACCACCAACCAACCAACCACCACCACCAUACCACCACCAAGACCACCAUACCACCAACCAACCAACCACCACCACCCAAUACCACCACCACCCAAUACCACCACCACCACCAUACCAUACCACCACCAAGACCACCAACCAACCACCACCACCCAAUACCACCACCACCACCAAGACCACCAUACCACCAACCAACCAACCACCACCACCCAAUACCACCACCACCACCAUACCAUACCAUAUCUAA